Molecule: messenger RNA, 1248 nt
Organism: Microsporum canis CBS 113480
Lineage: Eukaryota; Fungi; Ascomycota; Eurotiomycetes; Onygenales; Arthrodermataceae
Product: pseudouridine synthase
Exons: 2
Coding region: 1-1248 (415 amino acids)
Biological process (GO): mRNA pseudouridine synthesis; tRNA modification
Cellular component (GO): mitochondrion
Molecular function (GO): pseudouridine synthase activity; RNA binding
Source: RefSeq, a predicted model, not a curated record
AUGUCUGACGCUGCCAGGACUAUGGACGGCGUUUUUGCUGUUCACAAACCAGCCGAUAUUACCUCCGCACAAGUUCUUCGUGAUCUCCAGAAGCAAUUCAAUCGAUCAGAGUUCUUUAAACCCUGGCUAGAAGCAGAGCGUCAAAGGUUGAGAGAGGAGCCCUCUUGGAAUAACCGUCGUCGAGGCAAAAAGUCGAAGUGGAUAGACGUCAAGCUUGGCCAUGGCGGAACACUGGAUCCAAUUGCUACUGGAGUCUUGAUUACAGCCGUAGGCAAAGGCACAAAGCAGCUCAACAACUUUCUGGCCUGCACAAAAACGUACGAGGCCGUCGUGCUCUUUGGUGUUGCAACAGAUAGUUAUGAUCGUGUUGGGAAGGUCGUGAGCCGCGCACCCUACGAGCAUGUUACAAGGGAGAAGGUGGAGGAGGCGUUGAAGCAAUUUCGCGGCAAGAUAAUGCAGCGGCCUUCUAUAUUCUCCGCAUUGAAAGUGAAUGGAAAGAAACUCUAUGAAUAUGCGAGAGAGGGUAAAGAGCCUCCGGCCGAAAUCCUAGAAAGACCUGUCGAGGUUUCAAAUCUCGAAAUUGUUGAAUGGUAUGAAGGGGGCUCACAUAAAUACGUGUGGCCCACCGAAGAAGCAGGCGGGCCGGAGAAAGAUGUUGCGAAGAAGAUGCUUGCAAAGGGCUCUUCUUCUAGCCCAGCAACGAAUGAUUUUGCCGUUGGUGAGAACUCAGACCAGAAAGAAGGGACAAGCCACAAAAGGAAAUCCCCACCACCAUCAGAUACAGCUGAUAAAAAGCUACAGAAAGGCAUACAGGAAGGUGAAUCUAUCCUUCCGGCAAAGAGACGGAAGUUGGACUCGGAAGAUCAGAGUGACCAAAAUACUACAAGUGAAAACAAAGAAAUAUCGUCUACAACCACACCUGCAGCAGAACCGGAGCCAUCCGAAAAACCUCCUGCCGUAAAGCUGACGAUGACCGUAUCUUCGGGGUUCUAUGUUAGGUCACUAUCCCAUGAUCUAGGACUUGCUCUUGGAAGCAAUGCCAUAAUGAGCGAGCUGGUACGGACGAGACAAGGGGACUUCGAACUAUCUCCCGAUAAGACUCUCCAAUAUUCGGAUAUGGAAGCCGGCGAGAGUGUAUGGGCCCCUAAGCUCCAGCGGUUCUUAGACGAAUGGAAGGAUAAAGGGACCCAGCAGACUGAGCCUUCGGUUUAUGAUACGCCUGUUGCAGCAGAUGCCAAUGAGGCAUAA